UAACUUUAAGAUAUACAGGGGGAGGGGGCUGGUACAUAAGAAAAAAAAGUUACCUAUUAGUCAAAAUUUUUGAAAGAAGACAAUUUGUUUAACUGCGUGCGAUUCAAUAAAUUUUUUUUUUCAUGAAUCAAGUUAUAUUAUAAAAUUAAAGACAUCACGAGUAGACUAUAACAUCCGCUGAUGACACAAAUAUUACGUUAAAUAUAUUUAUACAACGGAUGUUUUAUUAUGCAUGCGCACGUUGCCGACUCCCUUAAUUUAAAACUAAAGCAUGUGUUAGUUUAAUGACAGUUUUUAUUCUUUACUAAUGACUAUGUAUUUUUCUGUAUAAAAUAAGACAAAGUAGAGUAUCAAAACCUAGUAUAUUUCUAUUCUCUCCAAAUUGUUUGAAGUUCAAUAAUGGAUUGCAUUUUGAAGAACAAAAAUAUUACUUUGAAAACUUUUAAGUCUUGGGACUUUGCUGAUGUUUUUCAAAUUGAAACAGUCACAGAAAAAGAGAAGAUUUAUGUUAUUAAAAUCAUAUGUACUUUGUGUAAGCUUCAUCAAAAUAAAAUCUUAUCCAAAACCAAUGGUGCCGUGAGGGCAGCUGCUCUACGGUUUAUAAAUGGUACAAAUUAUGUUAAAAAAGAUAGUAUUUGUAGACAUUUGUCAGGAGCGACUCACCAACAUGCAAUUCAAUUAGAAAAUGAAAGCUUCGACAAAAAUGAUGGAGUAGCCAACAGUGUUGUUUUCAAAAAUUUGUCAACAAGCUCAUGUUUAAAUUCUUCUGCCUUGAAAGAAAUACACAUGCAAAAUUCUUAUCGUAACCUUGUAAAAAUUGCCUAUGAAAUGGCGUGCCACCCAACAAUGCCUCACGCACAUUUUUCUGUUUUGGUAAGUGCUAAAUUAGUUGCUAUUUGCAUUGAAAUACUUUGUUUUAAGUUUUCUUUGUUUUAUGUUGUUACUUGUACUUUAUUACUGAAUGAUUUUUUAUUUAUUUAUAAGUUGUUCCCUCAAUGGUACCGUUUCUUUAACAUCUCCUUAAAGUCGCGGUAGUCUGAUUGGUUGAUUUAAAAUAUAAUAUAAAAUUUAUAUAAAAUAAUAAUUUAUUUGACAACAAAAUUUUAAAAAAUUAAAGAUACAAUACCAUUGCCCGAUCAACAGCCUUUUUAUAUAUCGGAAUGUAUUUGACUUUAGUAUUUGACUAUUUUAGGUGAGGUGCGC
Molecule: messenger RNA, 1203 nt
Organism: Hydra vulgaris (swiftwater hydra)
Lineage: Eukaryota; Metazoa; Cnidaria; Hydrozoa; Anthoathecata; Hydridae
Source: RefSeq, a predicted model, not a curated record